Messenger RNA from Aspergillus nomiae NRRL 13137, 873 nucleotides. Its product is annotated as glycosyltransferase family 34 protein. Gene Ontology annotation, cellular component: Golgi membrane. NCBI's taxonomy places the organism in Eukaryota, Fungi, Ascomycota, Eurotiomycetes, Eurotiales, Aspergillaceae. The record is from RefSeq and is a predicted model, not a curated record. The coding region runs from base 1 to 873 and encodes 290 amino acids. Gene Ontology annotation, biological process: protein N-linked glycosylation. The transcript is spliced from 3 exons. Gene Ontology annotation, molecular function: glycosyltransferase activity.
AUGUCGAACAUUCAAUAUGGACGGAAGCGGCGCUUGAGGCCGAAGUCUAUUUGGCUGGUGGUUCUCGCUUCUGGUACCUUUGGAUCAGACGACGUACCACAGGUUCCAUCAACAGUCGGUAAAGUGACCAUGAUAUAUGGUAACAACUCGGUUUACGAGAGGGCGUUAGACACACACAAAGAACAUUGCCGACGAUUACGGUAUCCAUUGUUUGUUCUGCGCAGACCUAUUCUCGACGGUGUAUGGAAUAAAUAUGCCAUCCUUCUGUCUGUCCUGCUACAGGAAUUGGAGAAACCGGUGGAUCGACAACUGCAAUGGCUCCUCUGGUUUGACAGCGACACUGUACUCAUGAAUCCAAACAUGCCUCUGGAAACCUUUCUGCCCCCAGCACAUCUCUCGGACGUUCACAUGCUGCUCACCAAGGACUGGAAUGGAAUGAACAAUGGAGUGUUCUUCAUCCGUGUACACAAAUGGUCCGUCGAAUUGCUUACAGCAGCGACCGCCUAUCCCGUUGUGAACCCUGACGUUGAGCUUUAUUGGCCCGACCAGUCGGCUUUAGACAACGUCUUCAAGGAGAAUCAUUACUUCUCUCGAUCCGUUGUGUAUUGCCCGCUCCGUUGGUUCAACGCUUACAUGAGGAGCCCCGAUGGGAUGGCUAUAAAUCCGGAUUCGCCUGCAGACCUUCAGGUUCACCCUGGAGAUCUUCUCGUCCACUUUCCUGGAACAGGACAGGAUCAUUUAGGCCAAACGCUAGGUCCCUAUAUAGCUAUCGCGGAAGAGCAUCGAGCAGAAUGGGAGCCAACUCUGGAGAGCACGCACUACACAGAGGAAACAGAGUCAUUUUGGAAGAAGCAUGCGCCGGUUGUCUCGUGA